UGUGCGAGUGGGAGUGUGCGAGUGGGAGUGUGCGAGUGGGAGUGUGCGAGUGGGAGUGUGCGUGUGCGUGUGCGAGUGUGCGUGUGGGAGUGUGCGUGUGGGAGUGUGCGUGUGGGAGUGUGCGUGUGGGAGUGUGCGUGUGGGAGUGUGCGAGUGCGUGUGGGAGUGUGCGAGUGCGUGUGGGAGUGUGCGAGUGCGUGUGGGAGUGUGCGAGUGCGUGUGGGAGUGUGCGAGUGCGUGUGGGAGUGUGCGAGUGCGUGUGGGAGUGUGCGAGUGCGUGUGGGAGUGUGCGAGUGCGUGUGGGAGUGUGCGAGUGCGUGUGGGAGUGUGCGAGUGCGUGUGGGAGUGUGCGAGUGCGUGUGGGAGUGUGCGAGUGCGUGUGGGAGUGUAGCGAGUGCGUGUGGGAGCAAGAGUGCGGAGGUGCAGUGCGGGAGUGUGCGAAGUGCGUGUGGUGUGCAGUGCGUGUGCGAGUGGCGGUGCGGUGGGAGUGUGCGAGUGCGUGUGGGAGUGCGGGAGGGAGCGUGUGGGAGUGUGCGAGUGCGUGUGGGAGUGUGCGAGUGAGCGUGUGGGAGUGUGCGAGUGCGUGUGGGAGUGUGCGAGUGCGUGUGGGAGUGUGGGAGUGCGUGUGGGAGUGUGCGAGCGAGUGUGGGAGUGUGCGAGCGAGUGUGGGAGUGUGCGAGCGAGUGUGGGAGU
Messenger RNA from Oncorhynchus gorbuscha (pink salmon), 693 nucleotides. Its product is annotated as keratin-associated protein 5-1-like. The annotation marks the transcript as partial. The record is from RefSeq and is a predicted model, not a curated record. Lineage: Eukaryota; Metazoa; Chordata; Actinopteri; Salmoniformes; Salmonidae. The transcript has a single exon.